AUGCCUUCAGAUGGACACUGCUUGUUCUCGGCAUUAGUAUGCCAGUUCUACCACUCGGACCCAGGUGAAGCUGAACAUUCAAACAAAGUUAUGGAGCUUCGAAGGCAAGUAGUGGAAUACAUAAAAAACAAUAUGGAAGACUUCCGGGAAACACUGAACGACACCGCAAGCACGUUGGACCACCUAAACGGCUAUGAUGUAGAAAGCAAAAUAGAAGACUUUCUAACCAGGCUGUCAGAAAGCAAUGAAUGGGGCGGAGCAGAAACGAUCUCUGCGGCAGCUAACAUCAUGAGAAGAAGAAUCGACAUAUAUAAUGAAAACGGAGAAAUAAUUACCUUCAACAGGAGCGACACUUGCAGAGGAGUGCUCAGAAUAGCAUAUCGUCUGGGUAUCGAUAAAAGGGGAAGGAAAGGAAGGGCCCUAAACAGGGUACACUACGACAGUGUAAUCCAAAGAGUAAGACCCGCAACCGAAUCUGAAAAUAGUAAAGGAAUCACCAACAGCUCAGGAAACUUUGCACCACCGAAUUCGCAAAUUCAUAACUUCCAAAACAUUGCUGGAAACAAUGUAUCCCAAAUACCAAAUGAUCUGGGAAUCCCUUCUGAGGAAAUGCCAGCAGAACACAACGAGAAAGAUAAAUUCGUAUUUAUGAGCUGGAACGUUAGAGGAUGCGCUGACCAAGCAAAAAGAAACGAUAUGGAUAACAUGUUUAAGGAACAUAACUACGAGAUAAUCGCACUACAGGAAACUCGAAUCGCCGAAUGCACUCUCGAAACGAGCAACUAUUACUGGUUCAAUGUAAACACCAAUAGCACCAAAAACAGAAUAGGAGGAGGUACAGCUAUUUUGGUCAAAAAAUCCAUUAUGAUGGAAAACAGUUUCAAGAAAAUCAGCGAUAAUGCGUGUGCGAUAAGGGUAAACAUAUUCGGAUUCAAUCUAAUAUUCAUAUCAUGCUACAUAAGAAACGAUAAUAAUGUCGGAAAUCAAGAAUUCAGUUUGAUUUCCCGAUACCUACUAUCACUACCCGAUCAGUACAAGAAAAAUGUGAUAAUGGCUGGAGACAUGAACGCCCACAUUGGAACCCACGACUACUCUGAAUCAGACAAAUCAAUAAUCGGAAAGAAUUUGUUCCACCAAUCAAUCACAGUCAGUCCGGAUUACGUGGACCAACGGGAGGAGUUCAUCCCAAUUAGAUCACAUUUUGAUGACGGAAAUGAAUUUUAUGAAAAUUCCACGUAUCAGAGCGUUCUACGACAGUACACUACGAAGCGAUCACAAAAUGGUUGA
Messenger RNA from Armigeres subalbatus, 1287 nucleotides. RefSeq lists its product as uncharacterized. The record is from RefSeq and is a predicted model, not a curated record. Gene Ontology annotation, molecular function: cysteine-type deubiquitinase activity. Gene Ontology annotation, biological process: protein deubiquitination. The transcript is spliced from 2 exons. Lineage: Eukaryota; Metazoa; Arthropoda; Insecta; Diptera; Culicidae. The coding region runs from base 1 to 1287 and encodes 428 amino acids.